GGUGUGUCACAUCAGUUGAGCAUCACGCUUGUCGCGCUCGCAUUCAGUAGUCAAGUUCCAGAUGCAUACGACCAUUGCACGGCGGCUGUCUGGACCUAUACCAAGAAUGUCUACUUUCGCUGCUGGAGAAUGUCUACGUCCACCAAUAUACCCAUGAACGUGUUCAUUCGGCAGGCGACGCUACCCGCUACAUACCGAAGCACUUCCGGUGCCUGUCUGGAGGCCCGAGGAAUUGGGGACCCCCGGCGCUUAAAGCCAACUUUAGCGACCCCCAUCAGCAACUCGACCAGCGCCCAUAAUCUGAUGGGUAAUCAGGGUCGCGUCUUGACUCUCGCCUUCACUGCCAGCCCUUCCGUGUUGGCAACUGAAUCGCCAGGUCGUUGAAGAUGCGAGCUGCCCUGUGGUGCUUGGCCUGCGCGCUUUCGCUCGUCACGGGGGUCGCGUCCCAGCAAUCCUCGGCAGGUUUUACACCGCUUUGGCUGCCUCUGGCCGUACGGACUCCCCACUUGAAUGCAUGGGUACGGAGCGACACGACGGCGUGGGCGCACUCGCCAUUUGGUGCAGCGAAUCACAUCCUCGCAUGGGCGGGCUAUGUCAGAGUGGACGGCACGGUCUACACAUACACAGGCACGCCGUUCGAAAACGCAACCACGUCCCAAGUCUGGCGCGUUACGCCCUCGCGGACCAUCCAGACCUCUCAAGCGGGACCCGUGCAGCUCACAGUGACCUGGCUUAGUCCAAUCGAGCCCGAUGACCUCGUCAAGCAAUCCAUGCCCUUCGUCUACAUGUCCGUUAAGGCCGCGUCCACCGACGGCUCGUCCCACUCCGUCGAGCUCUACUCAGACGUGACCGGCGAAUGGCUUUCCUCCGACCUCUCCACCCAGAUCACCUGGUCCGAGACCACUGCUGCCAGCGCCAUCUACCAUAAAGCCGCCCCCGUCUCCCCCACAUCCAUGGCAGAGACGAGCGAUAUCGCUGACGACGCGACGCUAUACUUUGGCAUGGCCAAGGCCUCGGCACUUACCUGGCAGAGCGGUUUUGCCAACGAUGUGCGCGGGCAGUUCAAUAAGUCCGGGUCCCUGUUAGACGAGGGCGACGAUGCGCAUCGCGCCAUACAGGACCGCUGGCCGGUGUUCAGCCUUUCGUGGGACCUGGGCGACGUUGAUGAUAAUGCAAAGGAGGCAGUGUGGGCCAUGGGGCUCGCGCGGAGCCCCGUCGUUCAGUACACGUCGGGCUCGAGUUCCGAAGGGCGGUAUCCGUACUAUCUGACGGAGUACUCGAACGCGGACGAUGCGUUUGAGGCAUUCAUCGCCGACUAUGAUGAUGCUGCGAGUCGCGCGGACUCCUUCGAUGCGAAGAUCAUGAGCGCGGCUGGAGGCGUGUCUUCCAAUUACGCUGAUCUGAUCGCCCUGGGCACUCGCCAGACGUUUGCUGGUGUCGAGUUCACUGUGUCGCAAGGAGACAACGGAUAUGAUGCGAGCGACGUACUGGCGUUCAUGAAGCAGUCGGGAGACUCGGAGCGUGUCAACGCUGUGGAGACCCUGUAUGCCUCCUGGCCAGCCUUUCUAUACGUCAACGCGACCUGGGCAGGCUACCUCCUUGAGCCGCUGCUACGCUUCCAAUCAUCAAAUGUUUACACCAAGGACUUCGCUGCUCCUGACCUGGGCACCUCGUACCCCUCCGCUACUGGGAAUAAGUCGCCUGGCACCUCCCUCGCGGUCGAAGCUUGCGGGGACAUGCUUAUCAUGGCCUUCUCGCAGGCUCAGAUGUCGGGUGACGGUUCUCUACUCGGGGAAUAUUAUGACACCUUCAAGGGCUGGGCGGAUUACCUCGUCCUCAACGCGGCAAGCCCGCCGGGUUCCCAGAAACUUCCCGGCGGCGCGGACGGCGCGGAUAACGCGAACCUGGCUCUCAAGGGUAUCAUCGGUUUGCAGGCCAUGGCGGGGAUCAGCACUGCGGUUCAGAAGCUGGACGAUGCGACGGUCUAUUCGGUGAGCAUUAUCUUUCGCGUUCGCUUCCAAGGUUCACUAUUUAUGAUCGUGAACAUCAGAACAAUGCGACCUCGAUGAUUGACACCUGGGCGGACGAGCUGCAGAGCAACAACUUGGCGGACCCGUCGCAUACGGGUCUGAUGUAUAAUUUAUUCGCGGAUAGGUUGAUG
Messenger RNA from Schizophyllum commune H4-8, 2161 nucleotides. RefSeq lists its product as uncharacterized. Bases 387 to 2069 code for a protein of 560 amino acids. Lineage: Eukaryota; Fungi; Basidiomycota; Agaricomycetes; Agaricales; Schizophyllaceae. The transcript has 9 exons. The record is from RefSeq and is a predicted model, not a curated record.